This is a messenger RNA of Lacerta agilis (Sand lizard), 2890 nucleotides long. RefSeq names its product solute carrier family 2, facilitated glucose transporter member 9-like. Gene Ontology annotation, molecular function: hexose transmembrane transporter activity. The transcript has 12 exons. The record is from RefSeq and is a predicted model, not a curated record. Gene Ontology annotation, cellular component: membrane. NCBI's taxonomy places the organism in Eukaryota, Metazoa, Chordata, Lepidosauria, Squamata, Lacertidae. The coding region runs from base 767 to 2332 and encodes 521 amino acids. Gene Ontology annotation, biological process: monosaccharide transmembrane transport.
GAUGCAUUGCUACCUCCUCCUCUAGCACCCGACAUGAAAUCCUGAAAGAAAGGGAUUCCAUUCUAUGUUCUCCAUUUAGGGCAGGAAGUCCACAUGUUGCUGGACUCUCAACUUCCAUCAGCCCCAGCAUAGACUCAUUGAAAUGAAUGAACAUGGCUAAAGUAGGCAAUUAAUUAUGAUGGAUCUACUCUAAACAAGGCUGAAUUGAAUACCACCCUUCAACUCUACAAUGGCCCUUAUUGUUAUACAUUUUCUAAUGUGCUAAUCCCUUCUCCUACAUCCGUUGUCCAGGUAGAGAGAGAGUUAAUAGUGCCCUGGGCAGCUGCCAAUGCUGGAAGGUCCUAGCGGCUCCAGGUUCUGAACUAUGUAUCUCUUUCUCAAAUAAGCGAAGCGAAUCACAUCAACCAUCAUGUGAUUGAGCACUGCCUCUAAGGGCUUAAUGAAGGAGAGCUUUUCUACCGUCUCUUGCAUCUUUCUUUCUCUCCCUAUCUUCCUUUUACUGCCUUGGCCCAUGUGCUUGUGGCUUUUUCUGUCUGUCAUUUGGCAAGUUGGCAGGGGGUGGGGAGGUGUGUGUCUGCGUCUCCGUAGCUUGAAACUCCAGAGGGUCUUACAGCAUCGAGUAUUACUUUGCUGAGUUUUUCAUCUCUCCUGGACAAUCCCAACAUGGGUCACUGAAAUAAGCAAGUGGAUCUCAGCCAGGCAACUUCACUUCUUCCUGCUGAACCUUCAUUGUAUUGUCUGGACAUAAAAGACCGAGAUUGCCAAAAUGGACAACAACCUGCGUUUUGACUUCCACAGAAAGAUCACUGGGCACCUCACCUUCCCUCUGCUGGCUGUCACACUGCUGUCAUCGUUUGGGUCAUCCAUGCUGUAUGGCUACAAUCUGGCUGUGGUGAACUCUCCAGCAGCGCACAUCAAAGCCUUCUAUAACACAACAUGGUUGCGGCGCUAUGGAGUGGGCCUGGCUCCAGGGCGGCUCACUCUCAUGUACUCACUGACUGUCUCGAUCUUUGCCCUGGGAGGCCUGGUGGGAUCCCUGCCUGUGGGAAUACUGGUAACCCAAUAUGGAAGGAAUGGUACCUUGGUCCGUAGCAACGUCCUCGUCUUCCUGGCUGGCAUGUUAAUGGGAUUCAGUCGCUACUUGGAAUCACCUGAAAUGGUCAUAUUCGGACGCUUCAUAACUGGUGUUCACUCUGGGAUCUGUCUCAGUGUGGUGCCCAUGUACCUAGGAGAAAUUGCCCCUAAGAACCUGCGUGGAUUCUUGGGCCUUGUACCAAGCAUUUUCAUCUGUCUGGGGGUCUUCUCUGCCCAAGUCCUGGGCCUUCCAGAGCUGCUGGGAGAGGAUGCCUACUGGCCUCUGUUCCUCUCGCUGGUGGUUGUUCCUGCCUUCCUGCAGCUGAUCCUCCUGCACUGGUUUCCAGAAAGCCCCCGUUACCUUCUUAUUGAGAAGAAUAAUGUCGUUGGAGCUACUGAUGCACUGCGUUGGUUCCUGGGCAAGUACGACGUGCAGGAUGUCAUUGAAGAGAUGCAGGAGGAGAAGCGCUCGCUGGCUUCUGUGGAGACGGUGUCUGUGUGGCACCUGCUCUUGGAUCCCUCUGUGCGAUGGCAAGUUCUCUCCGUCGUGGUGAUCAACAUGGGCAUGCAGCUCUCAGGGAUUGACGCGAUCUGGUUUUACACAAAUGUCAUCUUUGAGAAUGCCGGCAUCCCUGACCCAGAGAUCCCCUACACUACGGUUGGCACGGGUGCGAUUGAGGUUGUUGCUGGCUUGAUAGGCUGCUUCACCAUUGAGAAGCUGGGACGUCGCCCUCUCAUCAUAGUUGGGUUCUGUUUCAUGGGCAUCUGCUGUGCAGGCAUCACCUUGUCCCUGAUUCUGCAGGCAGCUGUAUCCUGGAUGCGUUACGUCAGUGUGGCAUGUGUCAUUGGCAUCAUUGCAGGAUUCUGCAUGGGACCAGCUGGAGUUCCAUUUCUGAUGACAGCUGAACUCUUCAAGCAGUCGCACCGGCCAUCAGCCUACAUUGUGGGUGGGUCCCUCAACUGGCUCUCCAACUUCACUGUUGGCUUUGUGUUUCCCUUCCUGCAGAUGUCUGCUGGUGCCUUCUGCUACCUGGUCUUUUGUGGCGUCUGCCUUUUGGUGGCACUGUAUGUCUAUUUCAUCAUCCCCGAGACCAAAAACAAGACGUUUGUGGAGAUCAGCCACAUGUUUGCCUCUCGCUCCUCCUUCCUCUCCGGCUUGCCAGAUUCUGUCAAGAUGAUCAAGUUCAAUGGUUAUGGUUAUGGUACCCUGGAGAACAGCUCCCUGGAACUCUCUGGCUCAGGAUCCAACCUUCCAUGAUGAUCUCCCAUUCAGUGUUUUGGGGGUUCCAUUUCUCCUAUUGUUGGGAAGCCACCUCAGUGAAAUGGCAAAGGGAGACAAUAAUAUUGAUUCUCUUCCUGUAACUUCUUUCAUCUUGCCUGGACCAGCAGUACAAAAGGGACCGGGGGAAGACUUUGGGGAGAAGCAUCUAAUUUAAACAUAAGAAGUCUGACUCUGCCCCCAGGUAUUUUGGGUGCACUUCUGUCCCAAAUCCUUUCUUCCUCCUUCACUGUCUUCUUCUGAGGGCAUUGAGGGAUAGCUAUCCUCAGGAACUUGGUUUAUACACACAGUUUUUUUCAGAAUGUCAUGAAUGGGACUCAUCCUCUUACCUUUAAGGCAUUUUGAGGAUUUUUUUUGGAGACCUCACCUGCUUCCCGAUUUUUCUGGUAGUCAUGCCAACACGUGACUGGAAAUCCUAUUGAGAGAUCACCAAUAACAAGUCUUCCCAGCAGUGCUGCAACUAAACAGCAACGUCUGAACCACACCAAAAGACGAACUCAGUACCUACCCUGUUUCUCCUAAAAUAAGACAUAGCCA